Molecule: messenger RNA, 2024 nt
Organism: Toxorhynchites rutilus septentrionalis
Lineage: Eukaryota; Metazoa; Arthropoda; Insecta; Diptera; Culicidae
Exons: 2
Coding region: 167-1678 (503 amino acids)
Cellular component (GO): nucleus
Molecular function (GO): DNA binding
Source: RefSeq, a predicted model, not a curated record
GUACUUUUUAGUCGUUGUGAACCACCAGACGCAACCAAAUAUUGCUUUGUUUACAAUCGCAUUUCUGCAGCUGCGAUCAGAGUCGAUUACGCUGUCAGUAAAAUUACAUUUUCGACGAUCGGCAGUUCGGAAAACUGGUUACAUUUCACUACUAGCCACCGGAAGAAUGGUUCGCAAAUACAUUCGCAAGCGUUCUCCUGCUAAAUACAGUGGACAGGACUUGACAGAUGCGAUGGAUGAUGUAAAAAACGGCAAGAUGAAGAUAAAAGCGGCAGCAAAGCACUUCCGAAUCCCAUAUGCAACACUCUUCAAGCGAGUGAAAGGUCUGAGAGGCAUUAAAAGUAUAACGGGAGGCCGACCCACUGCUUUGCCGUUGAAGGUUGAAACACAGAUCGCCGACUGUAUCAAGAAAAUGGAUAAGUGGGGCUUUGGACUAUCCAAAGAGGAGACAAUUUUGGCAAUAGCAGAGUACGUAAAAGUUAACAAGCUUCAAACACCGUUUGUAAGCGGUGUUCCGGGAGACGAUUUUUUCCGGAAUUUUAAGCGCCGGCAUCAUCUAUCGCAAAAAAAGCCCCAAGCCGUUGAGGUCGCACGGAAACGAGGAGCUGAUCCUUUCGUGAUGACCGAAUACUUCAAGCUCCUAAAACAGGUGACCACGAACGUUCCUCCAGAGCAGAUAUAUAACAUCGAUGAGACUAGCUUCUGCCUCGAUCCGAGUCGGGUUAAGACUGUGGGAGAAACUGGAAGAGCUGCUCAUCGUGUCACGGGCGGUUCAGGAAAAGAAAAUUUUACUGUAUUGAUGGGAGGAAAUGCGGCUGGUGACAAAUUACCACCACUUAUUAUUUUCAAAGGAUCCAACGUAUGGAACAGCUGGAUGGCUAGUAAAUGUGAUGAAUUUCCUGGAAUAGUUUAUGCUGCAACCAAAAACGGCUGGAUGGAGACGGAUGUUUUCGCCAACUACUUCGAACGGUCCUUUCUGAGCGCUACCGCUGAGGGACAAUUGGUCCUACUUUACGAUGGCCAUGUAUCACAUGUUUCUCUUGCUCUCAUCCAAAAAGCAAUCGAGAAUAAUGUUGUGAUACUCAAACUUCCGCCCCACACAAGUCAUCUCUUGCAGCCUAUGGACCUGGCGGUGUUUAAACCAUUGAAGCAAGACUAUGACAAGUGCGUUAUCCAGUGGCAACGGAAUCACUAUGGGACGAAGCUGUCUAAAUCAGCUUUUUCAAACAUUAUCUCCAAAGUUUGGAGAUCAUUUGAUUCACAAAUAAUUAAAAAUGGGUUCCGCAAGGCCGGCGUAUACCCGUUUUCCGAUAAGGUGAUUCCGGAAGACAAAUACGAACCGAGAGCAUGGGCACGUUUCAUCGCAUCACAGCAAGCAGCUCAAACGUUAGAUGACAACACUGUUGAGAUCGUCGAAGGAUCGAAGAAGGCGCUUCCAAGAGUAACAAACACCAGAGAUGCAGCUUCAGCAACUUGUAAUUGCAUUGCUUCCUCAACAGGGAAUGACCAAAUGGAAAAUGAUAAUCCACAAAAUAAUUCUUUUGAAGCGAUUCUCCUUGACCAUGUGAAACAGAUUCCUGUUUCCAAAGCGCAGAGAAAAACAGGAAGUGGGUUAUAUCUAUGGUAUAACCGCAAGGGUGACGUAGGACUAUCGUUGAUUUAUAGAUCAUUUGUAUGAAGUUGAAUCUGAAUUCAUUCUGAAUGAAUUAAUAUUUGGAGAACUUCGAAAACGAGAGCGUUACGUUGGAGGCACAAGGUUUUAUGCAUCCAAUAUUGGAUACGGAAAUAUCCUACUGAUGGGGAAGAAUAAUCUUCAGAAGCUAUCCUGUUGAUUGCGAUUGAUUGAAAAAUCACAAAACCUAAUGUAUUUGGUCACAGUGUUACAUGGAUAGAAAACAUUAAAAUAAACUCUUUCACAUGAAUAUAUUUUGAAAAUUCCCAAAGGAACUGGCAGAUUAUUUUCAGUAACGAUUAGAUAUUUCCACAUUUUCCUCGAUACUGGAAGCCCACCAGUGGUUAAUGCC